GCCAGCAUCCUCGCACCUGGGCAGUGGCCGUGACCCAUGCUGCCCGCCCUCCAGAUAAGCUGGUUCUCCUGGGCAGGACCCCAGCAUGUCAUCUUCCACCAAACCCGAGGCUCCGGAGAGCGCUCCCGGCCCUGCAGAGGAGCCCAAGGGACAGUCGGCUCCAGCCUGGGGCGCUCUUCUCGGUCACCGAAGCGAGAAGAUGGCCUUCACCAGGAGCGAGGGCAGCCCGGAGGAGAGCCUGCUCACUGUCACCAUCACGGAGACCACAGUCCUCGAGUCAGGCCUGGGCGUGUGGAGCCCGCGGGCCCUCAGCUACCUGUCGCUCUGGUUCUUCCUCAGCUUCUGCACGCUGUUCCUCAACAAGUACAUCCUGUCCCUGCUGGAGGGCGAACCCAGCAUGCUAGGUGCCGUGCAGAUGCUGUCGACCACGGUCAUCGGGUGUGUGAAGACGUGCCUGCCCUGCUGCCUAUACCAGCACAAGCCCCGGCUGGCCUACCCACCCAACUUCAUCGUGACCAUGCUCUUUGUGGGCCUGAUGAGGUUCGCAACGGUGGUUCUGGGGCUGGUCAGCCUGAAGAACGUGGCAGUUUCCUUUGCCGAGACAGUGAAGAGCUCUGCCCCGAUUUUCACCGUGAUCAUGUCUCGGAUGAUCCUGGGGGAGUACACAGGACUGCUGGUAAACCUGUCCCUCAUCCCCGUCAUGGGAGGCCUGGCCCUGUGCACAGCCACUGAGAUGAGCUUCAACAUCCUGGGCUUCUCAGCUGCAUUGUCCACCAACAUCAUGGACUGUUUGCAGAAUGUUUUUUCAAAAAAGCUCCUCAGCGGGGACAAAUACCGUUUCUCGGCCCCGGAGCUGCAGUUCUACACCAGCGCUGCUGCUGUGGCCAUGCUGAUCCCUGCCUGGAUCUUCUUCAUGGACAUGCCCAUGAUUGGGAGGAGCGGGACAAGCUUCAGCUACAGCCAGGACGUGGUGAUCCUGCUCCUGACAGAUGGUGCCCUGUUCCACCUUCAGAGUGUCACUGCAUAUGCCCUCAUGGGGAAGAUCUCCCCGGUGACAUUCAGCGUCGCCAGCACCGUGAAGCACGCCUUGUCCAUCUGGCUCAGCAUCAUCGUCUUCGGCAACAAGAUCACCAGCCUGUCAGCUGUCGGCACCAUUCUCGUGAUGGUGGGUGUCCUGCUCUACAACAAGGCCAGGCAGCACCAGCAGGAAGUCAUGCAGAGCCUGGCCACAGCCACCAGCUGGGUCCCCGAGGACGACACAGAACCAGUGGGUCCCCAGGACUCCAGACAGCAUGUUCACCCCUGAACACGGGAGGCCUCUGGCUGCCUGGGCACUGCAUGCUCCCCCUGCCGCUGCAUGGUCCCUGGAAACCAGCCAGGGCUGCCCCCUGCAUUACACAGUGGGCUGAGRGCCAGAGGCUCCAGGGACCAGCCCUCGUGGGACACAGACUCCACUGACAGCUGAGCACUGGAGGAGGGACCAGCCUGCACCCCCAGGCUGACCAGGCUGCAGCUGGGCCAGACCCCACCACCUCUGAAGGGACUACUGGGCCACAUGUGCCCGGGCUCCAGUGCCAACACGAGCUUCUCCCUGCCUGGUGCCAACAGAGACCUCAGCUCCCACACCAGCCACCACAGGCACCGAAGCUGCCUGGUCCCCAGCCAUCCACAGACCAUCCCAGGUGCCAGACCUGGGCAUCAAGGCCACAGGAGCCUGCAAAACACAGAGCAGGCUGACAGGUCCCUAAGCAGAGGUCUCAGCUGCUGAGAGGGGGCGAGACUCCUCUCGCUGCUUCAGAGCUGUCCUUAUGGAGGGCCCUAUGGCUGCCAUUUGACCCCAUAGCCACAACAUCAUGUGACAGGGAUUGUCCACUGAAUUGCUCUGUGAGGGGAAAAGCCACCCGUCGCAGCCUGGCACCGUGCCCCUCACCRCGGGGGUGGUUGUUCAUUCUGGAGGCUGAGGACAGAUCUCUCUGGGGGGUUAGCUCCAUUCACACCUCAGACUCGUGUGUGAAGCGGGCUGUACUGAGGUCCCUGAUCUCCUGCUGGAGUCCGCGGGGUGGGGGGGCAGCUGAGCAGGGGAGCCCUUGCAGAGCACUUAGCACUCAGGUUAUGCUGCGUGACACUCGACUUUCCAACAAAGCUGCAGCCACAUGGCUUGUGGACCUGGUGUGUCAGGUGGCCAUGUCCAGGUACACAGCCAUGGCUGCCCCCGAGGGACCACGAUAUGGUAGCGCCCCAGCCACUGGGCGGACUGAGUCUCAACUGGGUACUAGAGCUGCAGUCAGGCUGGCACUGGCUCUGCCCUUCGUCCUGCUGGAGUCUGACCUGGGUGCAGGCACUCUUUGGCCAGCCAGUCUGAAACCUCUGUGCCCUGAGCUUGGGCUUGUGGGCUGCAGCCACUGGGCACCCACUGUUCCCGGGCCUAUCCCCCCACCACUCGUCAGGUCAGGGGCAACCAUCAUCAGCUUACUGGUAUUCCAGUUGUCUUCUCAGCUGGGGAAUAGGAAAACAGUUCCUCCCAGAAGUAAACUCCCAGAAACAAAGAGCAAUAAUCAUGCCUCAUUUCUUUCCACCUACUUGAAAAGGUUUUUCAUGAUGAUGGAUCAAAAUGAGGUCUUUUAAUCCACAAGCCGCCUUUUUAAAGAAGCUGGCCUGUGUGCGAGGAUGGGCCAGCUGUGUGCUCCUGCACGCAGGGUCACCUCCACUGUGAAGAUAUUUUCCUGUGUGAUUCUGCCCAGGUUUCUGUUUCCUUCCUCUUCUGCUUUCCCCCAAAACUGAAGAAAAAGAGGUGGAGGUGGCAUUUGGGUGGUGCUGUUGGAUUGAUCUGCACCAAGGCCUGGUCCACUCCCAAGCACAUGCUACCAAGCUCUGACAGAGUGAGGGGUAGGCACUUUUGAGUUUGCUGAGAGGUCCAGGCGCCUGGCUUCCGAGUAUUGUUUGGAAUUUCUGGUGCGCUAUCUCCUGUGGAAUUAGGAAGUUGCCUGUUGUGACUCACCCCUCCCCUYCUGCUUCAAAAGCAGCACUCAGCUUGUUUUGAUUUCCUUAAAUCACUAGCAAGCAAGGCAGUUCCUGUAAGGAUGCUUUGGAAACCUCCAUGCAUCCUGGGCAGGAAGAUGGUGGAAGCCUAGCUUGGCCAACACCAAGCCCUCACCCACGCCCACCUUCCUUCCUGUCUUGCACCAACCCCUACUUCUCCUGGCACUUCUAGGACAUACCCAAGGCCUGGCUUGGCCCUGUGCUGACGAUUCUCUCUUAUUAUGUCUGUCUAGUCUUUUAUGGAACCACGGCAGAUGUGGUGUGGGAGCCCAGGUGCUGGACCACUGCUGGGCUGGUAACUCCUCCUGUGGCCUUGGUCUGUGCCUUGUAAACAGCACACCAACCAGACCUUCCCAGUGGGGUAUCUGCUUCUUCCUUAACCCAUACUUAGAUGUGUAUAGAUUUCAAAUUUUGAAACGACUUCCAUGGGGGCUGGGGAGUAACUCAGUGGUCGACCACUUGUCUAGAGUAUGCAAGGCCCUGGGUUCCAUCCAGAGCACUACAAGGGAAAAAUGAAAACCUCCACUACUAACUGCAUAAAAUGCUUUUUUAAAAAUCUGAUAGUCAUAAUUUCCUGUAUAUCAGCAUUAAGAGUCUGCCUGCUGGGAAGUUGAGAACACUCUUGCACAAUUCAAAAUGUCUCUAAUUUUUGAAAAAUGAACAGUGAGUCAGAGACAGUUUUAAAAAAUGCUACAUAAAGAAAUCAACAAAAUAGAGCUGCUUUGUAGCAUGUCUUAAAAUGCUUGUCAGAAACUUGUGGGCUUAGCUUCCCUGUGAAUGACCACUAAAACAGGUCAGUGGACAGCAGAGGCACAGCAGCUUUUAUACCUGUCCAAGUGAUGGRCUUGUGUGUUUUGUUUAGGUGCUGGGGCACUCCAUCACCAAGCUACAUCCCAGCCCUUUUUAUUUUUUAUUUUGAGUCACUAAAUCACCCAAGCUAGCCUCAAACUUGCCAUCCUCUUUCCUCAGCCUGCUAAGUUGCUGUGGUCACAGGUGUGCGCUACUGUGCCCAGCUCCAAGCAUUGUGCUUUCUAAGGUCUGGAAGUAUUUACCCUGUUAC
This is a messenger RNA of Urocitellus parryii (Arctic ground squirrel), 4099 nucleotides long. It is a transcript of the gene Slc35e2b, whose product is annotated as solute carrier family 35 member E2B. Lineage: Eukaryota; Metazoa; Chordata; Mammalia; Rodentia; Sciuridae. The record is from RefSeq and is a predicted model, not a curated record.